AUGGCGAAUCUCGCUGACCGGAAUCCUCAGACCGGUGCAACCUCACAUUCCGUCGGCCUGAAGUCGAAGGCAGACGAAGCCGACGGAGAAAUGCGCGUUGUCACGAGAGCGUUCAUGAGCGCGUUCGCGUUCUCUCUGCUGCUCCUACUGUUGCUGACGGCAAGGAGAUGGCAACAGCAGGAUCUCAGCGGCACAGAUCCACGUGGGAGGCUGAGUUACAUAUCUGCCAACCGAAAGCUUCUCGUUACCGCGGAGCAGGGGGUGGAGGUGGGAAGGAAGCCCAAUCGGAUCGGGGAGGCGUGCUCGCGGGAGGACAUAGCGCUGCACCAGGGAGCCACGGCGCCGCUCCCCAACGGCAUUCCGACGUACACCGUGCAGAUCCUGAACAUCUGCGUCACCGGCUGCAACAUCUCCGCCAUCCACGUCAGCUGCGGGUGGUUCAGCACUGCCCGCACCAUCAACCCCAGGGUGUUCCGCCGCCUUCGCUACGACGACUGCCUCGUGAACGACGGCAAUGCCGUCCCCCCCGGCGGCAGCCUCUCCUUCCAGUACGCCAACACCCGCCCUUACCCCCUCUCCGUCUCCUCCGUCGUCUGCCACCCUUGAGCCCCAUUCUUUGGCGGUAAGCAAAGUGGAGGGAUUUUUUGAUGGACUCAUUUUCAUGUCCUGAAUAGAGAGUCACGUUCGAUCAUCUCCAACGAUUUUGUUUCCUUGGAAGUGUUCUCU
Messenger RNA from Nymphaea colorata (pocket water lily), 726 nucleotides. RefSeq names its product TPD1 protein homolog 1-like. The record is from RefSeq and is a predicted model, not a curated record. Gene Ontology annotation, biological process: cell fate determination. Lineage: Eukaryota; Viridiplantae; Streptophyta; Magnoliopsida; Nymphaeales; Nymphaeaceae. The transcript is spliced from 3 exons. Bases 1 to 606 code for a protein of 201 amino acids.